UUGCUGUGAGCUAUGAUGCCACAGUACUCUACCCAGGGUGACAAAGUGAAACUCUGUCUCAAAAAGUAAGUAAAUCAGUGAUGGCUUUGGCUAAUGCUACUUGUGAAGUAGAUGUGAAUACUUCCAAACUGCAUAUAAGUAAACUAUUAGGCAUUAAGUAUGAAUGUUCAAUUUCCUUAAGUAUAAGAUAGUUGAUAUCUAGGUUUCACUUUGAUACUUCUUGGUUUUUGUUUUUUAAUUGGGAAAGUACAUUCUCAUUCUCACAAACACAUGUUUUGGCUUGUGAUUAUCUUUCAAAAAAAAUUUAGAGCAAUUUUGUGAAAUCAUGAAUAAGUAAGAAAUUCAUUUUAUUUUUUAAUAUGACUUCUGUUGUGGAGCUAGUGCAGGUCAGACAACUCAAAAUAUCAAGUGUUUGGGAAGGACGUGGCUAAUGAAUGCAUAGCACAUCCAUUGAUGGUUUGAGAAAUUCGGUUCUCAUGAUUUUAAUCUUGAAAAUGGGCCACAUGGGUGACCUGUCGCCAUGGUUGAUAAUGAUAAGUCUAAAUCUGCAGUGGAACUGAAUCCAUCUCAGCCUAUCUGUCAGCAAGGUUUAAUGUUACUAUUCCUUCAGUGUUGGACUGUGUGAUACACAUCAGCAAGGUAAAGAAGCUUGUGUGAAUUCAAGGAGCAUCAGAAGAGAAAUCAUCUUGAAGCUUGCUGCUUUUUUUUGCUAUCAGAAACAUAAAGGGGAAUCAUUUCUACAGUAUAUUGUUACAUAUGAUGAAAGUUGGAUUCUUUUUGACAAGCAUUCAGCACAAUGGUUGGAUAAAGAUGAAGUGCCAAAACAUAGUCUAAAACAAACAUUCAUCAAAAACAGAUUUUCCUCAUUAGUACUUGGACUCUGUGAGUGAAAACCCAAAGGAAGACACUUUUUGGCUGAGCUAGUAGAAUGCAAUCACAGGAACCCAUGACCUUUGAGGAUAUAGUUGUAGACUUCACACAGGAAGAGUGGGCCUUGCUCGACAGAUACCAGAGGAAACUUUACAGAGAUGUGAUGCUAGAGAACAUUAAUCAUCUGGUCUCCAUUGGCAGAGAAGGUGACUUUAAACAAGAAAUGACAUCCAUGCAACAUAUCUGUCAGAAGGACACAUCCACUGUGGGCACAAUGGUAUCUCAUAUUCAAGAGGAUCCUUUUGAAUGUAAUAAUUUGGGAGAAGAUUUUAUUGAUCAUAUAGCAUUAACUCAAACUAUGAUAACUCACAUGGGAAAGAAACACUACAUGACCAAAAAGUUUGGGAAACCCUUCAGUGACUGGUUAUCCUUUAAUCAGUAUAAGGAAAUUCAUACUAGAUGUAAAUCAUAUCAAAAUCAUCUAUGUGGUUAUCUCUUUAAUCAGAGCUCUUCCUUUAAAAAACACAGUAAGACUCACACUGGAGAGAUAGCAUUUGAAUGUGAUGUGUGUGGCAAAACUUUCAGUAAAAGUUCUAACCUUAGACGACAUGAGAUGAUUCAUACUGGAGAGAAACCACAUGGAUGUCAUCUGUGCGGAAAAGCCUUUACUCAUUGCUCUGACCUUAGAAAACAUGAGAGAAUUCACACUGGAGAGAAACCAUAUGGGUGUCAUCUAUGUGGGAAGGCCUUCAGUAAAAGUUCUAACCUUAGGCGACAUGAGGUAAUUCAUACUAAAGAGAAAACACAUAGAUGUCAUCUGUGUGGGAAAGCGUUCACUCACUGCUCUGACCUUAGAAAACACGAGAGAACCCACUUUGGAGAGAAACCUUAUGGAUGUCCUCUAUGUGGGAAAGCCUUCAGUAAAUGUUCUUAUCUUAGACAACAUGAGAGAAUUCACAAUGGCGAGAAGCCAUAUGAAUGUCAUCUAUGUGGAAAAGCCUUCUCUCAUUGUUCUCACCUUAGACAACAUGAGAGAACUCACAAGGGAGAGAAACCACAUGGAUGUCAUCUGUGUGGGAAAGCCUUCACUGAAUCUUCUGUGCUUAAACGACAUGAGAGAAUUCAUACUGGAGAGAAACCGUAUGAAUGUCAUGUGUGUGGGAAAGCUUUCACUGAAUCUUCUGACCUUAGACGACAUGAAAGAACUCACACUGGAGAGAAACCAUAUGAAUGCAGUAUAUGUGGAAAAGCCUUCAAUCAUUCUUCUGUCCUUAGAAGACAUGAAAGAACUCACACUGGAGAGAAACCAUAUGAAUGCAGUAUAUGUGGUAAAGCCUUUAAUAGAAGUUACAACUUUAGACUUCAUAAGAGAGUACACACUGGAGAGAAGCCAUAUGUAUGUCCUAUAUGUGGGAAAGCCUUUAGUAAGUGUUUUAAUCUUAGGCAACAUGAAAGAACUCACACUAAAAACAUAAUAAAUGUGUACAAUUCAUCAGCCAUAGUUUCAGCCCCUAAAGACACCAGAGGACUAACACAUUGAAGAAACAUUAUGUUUAUAAUCAGUAUAGAAAAACUUAUUUAUCAUUAGUAUUUCACUUAACCUACAUUAAUUCAAAAAUGGCCAGAAUCCAUUUAUAUUUCACGCAAAUGGCACAAACUUUAGACACUGGACUGACCAUUUAUAACGUGAGAGAACCAAACUACAAAUCAAUUGAAUGUGCAAGAAUCAGUAUCCACAGUCCUACCUGUUAAACGGAAAGGGAGAUAUGACACAAGAGAGGAAUUCUGUGUCAGUUAUCAAUGUGAAAAUUCCUUCGUUUAUGAUUUAUCUUUUAAAUAAGUGAGUAACAUCCACAGGAGAGAAUCCCCAUGUCUGUAAUUUCUGCUCACUCUCAUUUAGUUAAUCACCAGUUUUUGGGCUCGCAGAAGAAAAGUCUGCAUCGUGUAACUGAUAAAACAGGAAAUAAGUGAAUAUGUUUUUUCUUAGGUGGAUGAGACUUCUCGAACAAGGCCAGAUAUUCAUAGUGGAAAGUAACCCAAUGAUGAAAAAUCAUGAGAACUCUUGAUUAAUAGAGCAACACUUGUAGGAUAGGUCAGUAUUUACAUGGUAUAAAAUGGCACGAAUGAGGGAAAUUCUUCAGUUAGUUACUCUUUCUCUAGUCAAUACCACCAUUUUACCAGCAGUCCUUACAGGAAGGUGGAAAAGUCUGAAAAGUUGGGCAGUGCCUGUGGCUCAGUGGGUAGGGCACUGGCCCCAUAUACCUAGGGUGGUUGGUUCAAACCCAGCCCCGGCCAAACUGCAAGAAAAAAAAUAGCCGGGCAUUGUGGUGGGCACCUGUAAUUACAGCUGCUCAGGAGGCUGAAACAAGAGAAUCACUGGAGCCCAGGAGUUGGAGGUUGCUGUGAGCUGUGUGAUGCCAUGGCACUCUACCAAGGGCGAUAAAAUGAGACUCUUGUCUCUGCAAAAAAAAAAAAAUAAUAAUAAAAGUCUGAAAAGUCAGACUGGGAAGAAAAUUCUAAAAAGCCAUUAAGCAUUCUGAAAAAAUUCAGAAUUUUGGACAGAUUUGUUAUUGAAAAUAUGUAGAAUAAAAUGUACAAUUCUGAAGUGACCUGGGAAUGUUUUUUUUUUUUUUUCUUUUUAGCAACAGAGUCUUACUAUGUUGCCCUUGGUAGAGUGCCAUGGUGUCACAGCUUAAGCAAUCUCAAACUCUUGGUCUUUUUAGUAGAGACAGAGUCUCACCUUAUCGCCCUUGGUAGAGUGGCAUGGCAUCACACAGCUCACAGCAACUUCCAACUCCUGGGCCUAAGCGAUUCUCUUGCCUCAUCCUCCCGAGUAGCUGGGACUACAGGCGAUCGCCACAAUGCCUGGCUAUUUUUUGUUGCAGUUUGGCCAGGGCUGGGUUUGAACCCGUCACCCUUGGUAUAUGGGGCCAGCACCCUACACACUGAGCCACAGGCACUGCCCCAAACUCUUGGUCUUAAGCAAUUUUCUUGCCUCAGCCUCCCAAGUAGCUGGGACUACAGGUACCCUCCACAAUGCUUGGCUAUUUAUUUAUUUAUUUAUUUGUAUUUGUUGUCGUUUGGCAGGCCCAGGCAUGGUGCAAACCUGCCAGCUCCGGUGUAUGUGGCUGGCAUUGUAGCAGCUGAGCUACUGCACCGAACUGUGACCUGGGAAUAUUGAGUACAAAUAAGAGAACAAGAAAUGAGAUUAAACUUGAUUAUCACUGGCAAAAAGGCAAGAAGUGUUGUUGCUAAGUACAAACUUGAGGUUUCUUACACAGUUUUAAACACACGUUUGUGUCAAUGGAACUAAUGUGCAGUACACAAAAGUUUAUGUUCUAACUGUAAUAUAUGUUAGUGAUAUAAACAUGAUGAUGAAUUUAAACAUGGAUUAUUAAACACUAACUUUAUAUGGCUAAUGUAUAUGUCUUUACCUCCUAGUUUUUUGCAUCCUUAUUGUAAUUGACAGAAAAGCUGUGUAUAUUUAAUGUGUAAAUAACAUAAUGAGUUUGGGGAUAAGUCUACACUCAGGAAACCAUCACUAGUAUUCAUGCCACAAACAUGCUCAUCCCCUUCAAAAUUUCCCUCCUGUCCUGUUGCCUUUAUCAUUGUUUUUUCCAAUCCUUUGCAAAUUUUUAAGUGUAGUAGAAUCUCCGUAGUUGACCAUGUCCUUACAUAGACACCUCAAGUUGACCUAAUUGUCGUAGACUGGACUUGCACCCCACAUACAUAUCAGUAGGCCUAGUUCCUACAUUAACCACCUUAUUAACCAGUUCCUGUCUCUUGGGUGGUCCACUUAACAGAGGUCUAUAAUACAGUACUGAAAACUAUAGACACUUAUAAAAUAUAAUAUUGGAAACAAAAUUAAUUAGAAAUGAAUCUAUUUAAAUGAAAAUUCAUAGUUUUGGAUAAUUGUGGGUUAUUAUGUUAUUCUAUAUUAGCAUGAAUUUUCCCAGAAUCCUGAAUCAGACAAAGUGUAGUUACGUAUAAUACAUUUUUGUUGCCAUAGACUUUUUCAACAAGAACAAAUGAGGACAUAGAAAAGAUUGGGAACAUUUGGAUUAUCCCAUUUCUAGAAUACCUUGUAUAUUUACACUGACUUAUGUGACAAAAAAGCACUGAUCCUCCCAGGGAGAGACUGAACCCUGGAAGAGUAGAAAGGAACCAGGACAAUUUGAUUUUGUCCACAUAUCCCAGUGACAGCAGCUGUAAAUCUACACAUCAGCAACUGGAAAUUCAUCUUGUGUUCAAGCCCCUUCAUCCACACAUGUAGCUGUCAGGGAGAAAGAAACUUGAGGUUCUCUGCUGGGAUGACAAGGCUGGUCCUUGGCAAUAAUUUGGAAAUGAUUAAUAUGUCUGUUUCACACCUGGAAAAAAAAUUGGUGCUUACAUUUAGCCCAAGUUUUUAUGAUGGAUAUGCAGUAGCCUCCUGAAUUAUUUCUGUGCUUUUGUUUGUAUAUUUGAUACUGAUGUGUCUUCAAGUUUGCUAAUGUUCUCUGUGUAGUCUGCCCAGUGCCUCCACGAACUUCAUCCACAGACCACAGUUUGACCAAUUCAGCACUACAGAAUUUCUCUAUUUGUUCCAUAUAACUUUGUUUCACAAUACACAUUUACCCAUAAAUUACUUUUCUAUAAACCAUAAAUUUAA
Messenger RNA from Nycticebus coucang (slow loris), 5518 nucleotides. It is a transcript of the gene ZNF596, whose product is annotated as zinc finger protein 596. Gene Ontology annotation, biological process: regulation of DNA-templated transcription. The record is from RefSeq and is a predicted model, not a curated record. Bases 929 to 2410 code for a protein of 493 amino acids. Lineage: Eukaryota; Metazoa; Chordata; Mammalia; Primates; Lorisidae. The transcript has 5 exons.